Molecule: messenger RNA, 1123 nt
Organism: Lingula anatina
Lineage: Eukaryota; Metazoa; Brachiopoda; Lingulata; Lingulida; Lingulidae
Product: vacuolar protein sorting-associated protein 26C
Biological process (GO): intracellular protein transport
Source: RefSeq, a predicted model, not a curated record
UGACAAUUGGGCAAGCUGCCUUUGGUCGCUUGGGUUUCACAAUAUCGCCUGGCUAAAUAAAUCGGCCACACCCAAUCCCGGUGUUCAUUAGUCCUGAUCUGACACCAGCAUCGGAUUAAAAUUACAGCAGAAAUUAUGUCUCGAUCUGCAUGUACGCCAGCAUAUAUCCCGCAAAGAACCCAGCCAAUGCGGAAGUAAGGCGUUCCAAGACAAGCCAAAAUGGCCACCUUGCUCGAUGUUCGAUUAAAGAAAGUAAAUAAAAUCUACAGGGAAGGGGAUGUGGUGGCCGGGUUAGUGGUCAUCCAGAGCAAGGACAGUGUCCAGCACCAGGGCAUCACACUGACCGUAGAGGGAAAUGUGGGACUGCAACUAAGUGCUAAAAGUGUUGGACUCUUUGAAGCUUUCUAUAACUCACUGAAGCCAAUCCAACUCCUUCACUACAACCUUGACAUUGCCAAGCCAGGCAAACUGCCAUCAGGGAAGACAGAGAUUCCGUUUGAAGUUCCUCUCAAACCCAAAGGCAAUAAGACACUGUAUGAGACUUAUCAUGGAGUCUUUGUCAAUAUUCAGUAUACCAUUAAGGUAGACAUGAAGAGGUCACUGUUAAAUAAAGACUUGCAAAAACAGUUAGAGUUUAUUGUAGAAUACAAGGAACAAGAAGAAAAAGCCAAAGCCAAAGUUGUGCAAUUUACGAUAUCACCAGAGACUUUACAGAAUGUGAAAGAGAAAGUGAAUGUGCCAAGAUUCAAGGUGAAGGGAAAGCUAGAUACAGCAGUUUGCCUGAUAACCAAACCCUUCACUGGAGAGUUAACAGUAGAAAGCAGUGAAGCCCCACUCAAGUCUAUAGAGCUGCAGUUAGUCAGAGUGGAAACAUGCGGCUGUGCAGAGGGUUAUGCUAAAGAUGCCACAGAGAUCCAAAACAUCCAGAUAGCAGAGGGGGAUGUAUGCCGUGGUAUAAGUAUUCCUAUUUAUAUGGUCUUUCCUCGCCUCUUUACCUGUCCCACACUGGCCACUAAUAACUUCAAAGUUGAAUUUGAAGUCAACAUUGUAAUAGUGUUCCAAGAUGACCGCCUUGUCACAGAGAACUUUCCCAUUCAACUGACAAGGUUUUAGCCAGAAAGAC